Molecule: messenger RNA, 1476 nt
Organism: Lithohypha guttulata
Lineage: Eukaryota; Fungi; Ascomycota; Eurotiomycetes; Chaetothyriales; Trichomeriaceae
Exons: 5
Coding region: 1-1476 (491 amino acids)
Molecular function (GO): monooxygenase activity; oxidoreductase activity, acting on paired donors, with incorporation or reduction of molecular oxygen; iron ion binding
Source: RefSeq, a predicted model, not a curated record
AUGGCGGAACGUGGUGAGAAGCUCAUCAUCAGCAGUCCCGUGUUUUCUCUCCAGCUUGGUACCAAAACCAUGAUCGUCCUAUCAAGUGAUCUGGCAGUGAAGGACGUACUCGACAAGCGCAGCGGUAACUAUUCUGACCGUCCAGACAUGUUUAUUGGACAGAAGGUUGCUAGUGGAGAUUUGAGACUGGUAGUCAUGAGAUAUGCUGAUACCUGGCGGGGAAUCCACCGCAUGAUCCACAAUAUCCUCAACAUGAAGGCUGCCGUCACGUAUACCCCUUACCAAGACCUCGAGAACAAGAUCAUGCUGAAGGGGUUCCUCGAAGAGCCACAGAUUUUUCUAGACCACGUGCGGCGCUAUACCUUCUCGCUAUCAACUCAACUCAUAUUUGGUUAUCGGUGUCCGGACAUGAAUGAUGCCAAUCUCAAAGAGCUUUUUAACUUUGCGAACUGGGGCGAAUUGGCGGCCAGUGGUAGUGCUCAAAUUCUGGAUCUGUUCCCAAUUCUUCAAAAGCUACCCAAAUGGCUAGCUCCGAAUGUGAAAUACGCCGAGUCAUUGUUCAAGAAGGAAAGUGCACAUUAUCUUAGGAUGUGGAUGAGAGCUAAAGAGGGGUUGCGAAAUGGUGACAGCCAUCCUUGCUUCUGCAACGAUCUCCUGCGCGCUCAAGAGAAAGAGAACUUCACAGACGCUCAGGCAAGUUACAUCAGCGGUUCGUUGCUAGAGGCAGGUUCAGACACAACCGCGGCAACAAUAUAUGGAUUCAUCCAGGCCAUGUUAGUCUGGCCAGAAGUGCUCAAGAAGGCGCAAGAGGAAGUCGAUCGUGUAGUAGGACCUGACCGAAUGCCCACGAUUGAGGACUAUGAGAAUCUGCCGUACAUUCGCUGUUGCAUCAAGGAGAGCAUACGUUGGAUGCCGACUGUCAUUCUAGGCGUACCUCAUGCAGCGAUCAAAGAGGACUCGUAUAACGGGUAUGUCAUUCCAGCUGGUGCCACUAUCAUCAACAAUGUCUGGUCCAUCCACAUGGAUCCCAGACGAUCACCAAACCCUCGCACAUUCAACCCAGAUCGCUUCGCAGGUGAUUUCACUACGUUGUAUCAAUCUGCGACGGGUGAUUGCACCAAGCGCGACAACUUCGUUUUCGGCGCAGGUCGACGACUCUGCCAAGGCAUCCACAUUGCCGAAAGAUCGCUUUUCUUGGCAAUUUCCCGUCUGGCUUGGGGCUUCAACUUUUCACCUUCGAUAGGUGAAGACGGAAAGCCAAUCACCUACAAUGUUGACGAUCUGGUCGGUGGCAUAACUGUCGAACCUAGACAUUAUACCUGUCGGAUCGAGUGUCGAAGUACCGACAAAGCCAGAAUCAUACGUGAGGAGGCUCAAAUGAGCCAGGACUUGCUCAAUAGUGAGACUGGGCAGUGGAAAGAGUCACCAAAGGGCAUGGCGUUUAGUACCUGGGUACCAGAGAAGACUGAAGCUUGA